This is a messenger RNA of Paramecium primaurelia, 844 nucleotides long. The record is from the annotation of a GenBank genome assembly. NCBI's taxonomy places the organism in Eukaryota, Ciliophora, Oligohymenophorea, Peniculida, Parameciidae.
AUGCCAACAAUUUCAUAAAUAAAUUUAAUUUUUACUAUAACUAAUUAAACCUAUACAGGAUUUAAUUAAACAGAUUGGGAGUAAAUAAAAGUGAAUUCUAAAAUGAAAAUUUCAUAAGAAACUGCUUUCUAUCUUGAAAAUAAAAUUUAUAAUAGAACUGUAUUUGUGAAUGCAUUCAACUUUGAAAAGGAAAAUCUAACUUUAAUUGUGUAAUAUGAUAAAAAUAUUUUUAAGUUUCAAAAAUGUGACUUAUGAAAUAGAUAUUAAUUAAAAAAUAGAAGAUUAAGUUGAUAAAAUGAAGAUGAAAAUGAUCUAAGAUUUAUAAAUUUAUUUAGGAAUUUGUAUAUUAUUAGUAAUGUUAACUACUAGUUUAAUUAAAUGUAUAUCAGCACCUUUAUUAAAUUUGAUUUAAGUGAUUAAUAUUCAUGUAAGGAAAAUAGGAAACAAUUUAAAUUCAGAAUUAUUUAAAAUGAGUUUUAAAAGUAAUAAACAUACAGAUGUCUUUUCAUCACUUACAUAUUCAUUCUUAGGCUUAAAAGAUUUAUAGACAAAAAGAUCAGAAAGAAAAAACUAAAUUUGUCAAUAAAUUGAAGAUAUAAAAUACAAUUUUAAAUAUCAAGAAUUAGAUUAUUCUGAAAUUAAAGAAUCAAUCUUACUUCUCCCUAGUUAAGAUGUAGAAGAUUUUGGUUAAAAUAAUCUAUUAUUAAAACCUUUACUUUUAAGAAGCUUUUCAUAGAAAAAAAUGUGGGUUAGUACUGAUGAUCAAACCUAAUAUAGAUUAAUUCUCAUAAAAUAGAUAUUUUAGCAACUCUUUUAAAAUAAUAGCCUACUUAGGAAUAGUUGA